Messenger RNA from Trichomonas vaginalis G3, 537 nucleotides. RefSeq names its product RNA polymerase II transcription regulator recruiting protein. The transcript has a single exon. The record is from RefSeq and is a predicted model, not a curated record. Bases 1 to 537 code for a protein of 178 amino acids. Lineage: Eukaryota; Parabasalia; Trichomonadida; Trichomonadidae.
AUGAUGCAUCAUAAAGGUUCUGUCUCUAAAGUACGAUUUACCUCAGAAGAAGACAAAAAGCUCACUGAAAUAGUAAUGAGUUAUGGAACAUGCGACUGGGAUUUGGUUUCUAAAGUUAUGAAAACAAGAACUGCAAGACAAUGCAGAGAAAGAUGGAAUAAUUAUAUCAGUUCAAACUUGACUAAUGCUCCAUGGACAGCUACAGAGGAUGAACUAUUGAACGAUCUUUAUGAUGAAUAUGGAAGUCGGUGGUCCAAAAUAUCCGAAUUCUUUUCCAACCGUUCUGCAAAUUGUGUUCGUAACAGAAUUAAGCUCCUUCAGCGAAAAUCGAUAGUUAAAAAUGAAAAACCAAUUCCUACUGAAAUAUCAAAUCCUAGUAACAUUAAAAAGGAUUUCAAGGGUUCCAAUGAUCCAAAACAAGCUGUUUCUUCUGCUACACAUGCAAAUACAUUAAAUUCAAUGUUUAAUGAAUUUGAAUUUGAUGAUUUUAUGGAUCUAUUUGACUCAACAACAUCUCAUAAUCAAAUUAUAAUGUAA